AUGCCGGGGAAGAACUAUUUAACUAAGAAAGCCCUACAACAUAGGUGCAGAGAAGCGGGACUCUCGACAUCGGGAACUCGUGAGGACAUGCUAAGGAGAUUGAACUCUCAAAACAGCGACGAUGUGUACAUAAGUGCAGAAAACCAGUCGCUUCAAAAGAAGAUUGUCGAGCUGGAGAAAACGGUACGAGAGCUUCAGGAGCGUUCUUUUCACCCUUCAGUAAUUUCAUCACCAAUCGAAAAAGCUGCAACAGUAAACGAAGAUCAGCCAGCCAACGGUAGCGAGACAACGAGUGAUAAACUUGACGAAAAACGGCAACAACAACCAAUCGACCUACGAUCCAACGAGAUGCAUGUGCAGAAGGUAACGAAUUUGCCAAAUAUAGAUGUGGCAACGUCUCAGCCACAGCUAAACGAAAUCUACCCACCUCAACGACACAACAUGCACUUUGCUACGUCACAGCAAAGCGAUGUAUACCCAACUCAACCACGCAACAUGCAAUUUGCUACGUCACAGCAAAACGAUGUAUACCCAACUCAACCACACAACAUGCACUUUGCUACGUCACAGCGAAAUGUUAUCUACCCGACUCAGACUCACAACGUGCACUUUUCUACGUCACAGAAAUUCACAGACUGUGCUACCUCACAGCCAAACGUAAACAAUCCUGUCACUUACUCAAACUUUGGAAAUUUUGUAACUUCGGGAAACGACUUUAAUCAAGGCAGUACAUUUCCACGACAUCAACCAAUGUAUAACGAGUAUCCAUAUGCUCGUGCUAGCCACUUGGAUAACAGGAUCCCUGCUGGGAACGAACAUUUCAAUCACGCCUAUGGAAACUUUAAAAUGUCAAAAACGAAUAGAGAUUCCACCGAGUUACCAUCAGAUUAUUUCUACAAGAUGCUCGCUUUGGGUAAAAAGGAAAUCUCCAAAUCGAUUUCGGUGAACGGUAAUGAAACCAUCGCAUUCGUAGAUCCAGGCAGUACGCGAACCCUAAUUCGAAAGUCAUUCGCCGAAAGCGUAGGUGUUCUACAACGAUGUGCUGUUACCCUGAACGGAUUUGGUGACUCCCCUUAUGCAUCUGGAAUUGUCGUCGUUGAAAAACAGAAUGGUGAACAUCGUCUUUGCGUCGACUACCGACGUCUCAACAGUAUAACCGUCAAAAUACCAUUUCCAAUGCCAAAUCUGGAGGAGCAAUUUGCCCAAUUAGCCGGGAAUACCUAUUUUUCUCAGCUGGACUUGCGUAUGGGAUAUCAUCAAAUCGAGGUUUGCGAAUCAUCCAAACAAUUCACCGCAUUUGUAACUUCAGACGGCCACUACGAAUAUAACAGGAUGCCGUUCGGUCUUGUCAAUGCUCCAGCAGUAUUUCAAGCGGUCAUGAACAAAAUAGUCAAACGUAUGGAGCCAGUUUUGGUUCUGUACGACUUUGCUGCACAUCAUGAGGUACACACAGAUGCUUGUGCGAUCGGACUAGCAGGAGUCUUACUGCAAUCUCAAGACAAAACGAAUUGGCGACCCGUGUGUUACUUCAGUAGGCACUGUACUGACGCUGAAAGUCGAUACCAUAGCUACGAACUCGAAACGUUGGCCGUCGUAGAAACGCUACAAAGGUUCAGGGUGUAUAUUCUAGGAAAACCCUUCCGACUCGUCACAGAUUGUUCCGCCAUCGCCAAGGUAAAGCUUAAUAAAGAAUUGAGUCGCACGUUGGUGGAUUAA
Molecule: messenger RNA, 1716 nt
Organism: Drosophila kikkawai
Lineage: Eukaryota; Metazoa; Arthropoda; Insecta; Diptera; Drosophilidae
Source: RefSeq, a predicted model, not a curated record